Messenger RNA from Adineta ricciae, 333 nucleotides. The record is from the annotation of a GenBank genome assembly. NCBI's taxonomy places the organism in Eukaryota, Metazoa, Rotifera, Eurotatoria, Adinetida, Adinetidae.
AUGGUUCAGUCUCAACGGUUCAAUCUCAUCAGUUUACUUCUCUUCAUGUCCUUAUGUUUAAUAGUACAUGCUCGUGUAGUUCUUCACCGUCCGAAUUUGUCCGAUGAAGAUGGUUUGGCUUCUAUGGAUAUCAAUGGCCUAUUGCCGAUCGAAUACGAUGCUGGCAGUCAUCUUGAUCAGCGUCGAGAUGUUUUCGAUCCAAAUGCAAUUCAAUCUAUUUAUGAUGGAGCUCUCAUCCGGCAAAUGAUCAAUCAUCAAAGAAAUAGCAAACGAUCAAAAUUGAACCUCCAUACAAAUCUGAAUUUACCACGAUAUCUUCGCAGUGUUAACUGA